Trichoderma atroviride IMI 206040 is the source of this 717-nucleotide messenger RNA. RefSeq lists its product as uncharacterized. The record is from RefSeq and is a predicted model, not a curated record. NCBI's taxonomy places the organism in Eukaryota, Fungi, Ascomycota, Sordariomycetes, Hypocreales, Hypocreaceae. Gene Ontology annotation, molecular function: DNA binding; protein heterodimerization activity; structural constituent of chromatin. Gene Ontology annotation, cellular component: nucleosome; chromatin. Gene Ontology annotation, biological process: heterochromatin formation.
CUGUCUCUCAACUAUCCACGCUGCACGAUUACCAUUCCAACGUUCAUCUCUUUUCUCGCCCAACCCUUCGAGUUUUUUUCUCGUUAAUUUACCACAUACAACUUAUUUCAAAAUGACUGGCGGCGGCAAAUCUGGUGGCAAGGCCUCUGGCUCCAAGAACUCCCAGUCCCGUUCUUCCAAGGCGGGUCUUGCUUUCCCCGUUGGUCGUGUCCACCGUCUUCUGCGAAAGGGCAACUACGCUCAGCGUGUCGGUGCCGGUGCUCCCGUCUACCUGGCCGCUGUCCUCGAGUACCUCGCUGCCGAAAUUCUCGAGCUGGCUGGCAACGCCGCUCGCGACAACAAGAAGACCCGUAUCAUCCCCCGUCACCUUCAGCUCGCCAUCCGAAACGAUGAGGAGUUGAACAAGCUGCUGGGACACGUCACCAUCGCACAGGGUGGUGUUCUGCCCAACAUUCACCAGAACCUGCUCCCCAAGAAGACAUCGGGUAAGGCUGGCAAGGGCUCCAGCCAAGAAUUGUAAUUUCUGCCUGUCGUUUUUGCUGCUUUCUUUCGAGGUCGUUUUGGUUGUCAUAAAGGGGUCCAGGGAUAAGGUUUUCGGUUGCUUUUGUACGUCUGGGUUGUACAUUAAUCCCCCACGGCUAUGAUCAAUGAAUCAAUUAGGGUUUUUUCGAUGCACUUCAAAAUCAUUUAACCAUUUAUUUUACAUACUGUUCCAAC